AUGAACCACAUGGAUGAUUGUUUUGCGGGCUCACCGCAGGAAUUUCUAAUUUGCGUAACGGUGCAUAAGGCAGCUAAUACUGGCGUUAGCACUGGAGAAACCUAUGUUAAAGUGAGUCUCGACAAAAUAAGCAAGAACACCAAGACGUUUCCCAACUCGGAGAAUCCGUUUUUCAAUGAGUACUUUGUUUUUGAAUUCCACUGCACGCUGCCCGAACUAUUGCGACUCACCAUACUCUUCGAGCUUAAGAAAUAUGCGCUCUAUAAGAAGAAUAUUGUUGUUGGCGAGUUGUUAAUAGAUCUGCACAGUGUGUGGAGUCAGUCAACUCAUAGUUACUUUAAGAAAUGGGGACGCUUGGAUCAGCCCAUAACCGAAAGCUCAGCCAGCGAACUGGGACCUAGACAUAAUGCCUAUUUACAAAUUGACUUGGCCAUAAUAUCACAAUACAGCCGUUUGAAAACUGGACUAAGUGCACCCAUUGAAGAGCCCAUAGCGGAGCAGUUGGAGAAGUGGAACACGCAUCAUGAUUUCGAUGAUAUUAAAAACAAUCUAUUGCAGGAUGUGGACUCGUACACCCAGAGCAACAUACGCUACUAUAUAAGCCUAUAUCGUGGCAUGUUUCUGAGGAAAAGUAACUACAUGAUACAAGUAUCGUUCGCUGGCAUCAAAGGCAAAACACAAGUGGCUAAACACACGGCGACGCCAGUUUGGAAUCAUGAAAUAAGCUUUGCUUGGGUGUAUCCAUCUCUGGCGCAAAGGUUUCUCAUACUCAUACUACUAAACGAUCAUCUGCAGUGGAAGUGCGUGGCUGAGUUUGAAAUCGGAUUUGAUGAAAUUGCUUUCAAGGGGCAGCCCGCUUUGGGUCCCACAUACCUGCACUUCUAUGAUCCAAUUAAUCCUUUAAACUAUGUGGGUCGACUGCUGAUGGAAUUGCGCUCCGAGGUCAUAAGCCAUGAUCAUCCCUCUCAUGUGCUUAUAUCGCAGCCCAUUGCGGGUCUGGAGGACUCACGCUACUGGGCGGAUGAAAACUUUCUAGUCGAGUUUCUGCCCAUACUGGGUGAUCAUAUAAUCUCCAGCGCUAGUCACUACAAGUUUACAAUUAAGCUGGCGGAGAACACGUCCAAUGUGCUUGAGGGCACAUUGCGCAGUCCUGUGGGUAAAUUUCACUCACUCAUGCAUACGAAAUGCUUUCGCCAGGAGACGCCUUUUCGUUCCUGUUUACUGCGUGCGCGAUUGGCUGACACGCGUCAUAAAUACGAAAGCGACUUUUUUCUGCUGGAGCUGACAAAUUAUAUGUCAACCACCGUUUGGGAUCAGAAUAGACAAAACUAUUUGCUGGAUUAUUAUGCUAAGCUGUCGCAAGAUCUGCGCGCCUUGCGUCAUAAAAUAAGAAAGAUUUAUAGCGAGCAUUUGGAUGCAACCAUAGCAGAUGUUUUAAACGAACUGCAGCAGCUUGUGCUGGAGCUGAGUUCGCUGACGCAUAGUAUACGUCUGCAGGACGAUUGGCCGGAGCUGUGCAUUAUGCUAAGCGCUGCCGGCAAGGACAUUGGCGUUUGUCGCCUGAACUCCAAGCAUUUUCUCAAUCUGCCGCAGAAACUAAAAACGCAUGUCAACAAUCAAUGCUGGAAGGUCAAAAGCUUUCUCUUCAAGAACAUCAACUGUGGGCAUACCUGCGCCAACUGUGGCUGCAAUGUGGGCAUUGUCCUAGGCUGCAUUUCCAUACUAGCCGAGCACGAGCGCAAGGACUUUCUAUCCUGCAUUGUAGGCGAUUGGGCGUCACCGGAGCCGCUGCUUUGGCUGCCCAAUGUGGUGCAAACGCACUUUCGUUUCAAUGUCUAUGUGCAUCAGGCCAAGGUGCGUCCUGGUGGUGAAAGAAAAAACAUUAGCGAUGGCCAUAUCAGAGUGUUAUUUGCAGAGCAGGCAGCUGAAACUUAUACAGCGCCUGCUACGCUGUCGCCCAUAUGGAAUGCAGUUAUUACUUUCAAGGGCUUGGUCCUACCUGGCAGCAUCAGUUGGUAUCUGCAGAAUCCGCCUUUGAUAUCGCUGGAGUUUUAUUACACCGAGUCUAUGCAGGCGGAAGAUGCAGGCAAUGGACAGACAGUGGUGAGCGUCAUUAGUGGCAGUCAUAUUGCCGCCGAGUCCAACUGGACUGAGGGCAGUCGCAUUUGGGGUAAAAGCGCUGUGCGCACGCUGGACAGACUGCGUCAUGUGACACCACCGCCACUCAAGUGGGUGCCUGUAGCUAAGAAGGGCUUGGUGCAGGCCGAAGUGCUAAUGUCGGCGGAGUUUAUAGAGCUGGUGGGCGUGCCAGAUGCACAACAGACAGACAAGCAGCCAACGCUUACCACAGGCAUACCGCUGGCCAUCAAACCCAAUAUGCUCAACUAUGUCCUGGAAGUUAUUUUUGUGGGCAUGCGUAACUAUACCAAGAGCAGCUUAAGUUUGGCUGGCAAGCGACGUGCCAAGGUUAUGAUGGCGGAUUUGGUGCUCACCAGCGGCUUGUCCACUUCACGUGUGCGCAACAGCAUCAACUUUCUGGUCGCCUAUGCAGCGGGUGUAGUGAGUCUGCCGGAUCAACAAGAGUACUGGCCUGCCAUGAUAGCUACCGAUGUGCUAAUCUCCAAUUUUACUAAUGAGUCUACCUUGGGAGCUGCGCUCAUACCCAACUCCAGCAGCUUUCUGAACAAGGAUAAGCUACGCAAAUGUCUACGCAGCACCGCAACCAUAAAUGAAAGCACAGUAGCUACUUCUGCUACAGCUUUGGCCGAAUCCACUUAUGAGGAAACGGAGGAUGAAGAUGAUGUGCAGCCUGCUUAUGAAAAUGGCUGCUGGAAACGCUUGAAGAUAGUGCUGGGUCUACGCACAGCUGAGUUUGCCAACAAGCGGCAGUUGAAAUAUCACAAUUUGGUGGAGUGCAGCGAUCUGAAUAUCAACAGCAACUUCACGUGGUGGACAAAAUUCUAUAAUGCCAUGUAUGAGGAUGAAGAGCACACUGCCGAUCGUUGUAAACACAGCUUGAUUAUCUAUCCCAAUGAGCUGGAAAAGCAGGCAGAGUUUAGUUUUCUGCAAGAUUGGGCUGUGCCUGUGCCGCUGGUGCAUGGCGUCAAGUUCAAGAAACAUGGACCGCCCAAGGAAGAUAUUUAUGCUACACUUAAGCUGCAGAUUAAAAUAACUCCCUGUGUUUGUGAUGCUGCCGAUGAAGGCGCUGGUGGAGAUAUGCAAAGACCUUUGGCGACUGCAAUGAAUCCACAUCAGCAAAAUGUUAUGAAGUCGCUAGCGGAGGCUAUGACGCUGCUGGUGCGCGUCUAUAUAGUGCAGGGAAUCCAUAUAAGACCGCGUGAUUGGACUACCGAUUCGGAUUGUUAUGUCAAGCUGUCGCUGGCAGGCAAAACUCUGUCGGAUCGUGCUCAUUAUAUACCCAAUCAAAGUAAUCCUAUAUUCGGGCGUUACUUUGAGCUGGAGGCAGCGCUGCCAGCGGAUCAUAUGCUGGAAAUAUGGCUGUAUGAUCAGGAUGACAAGGGCAAGGAUAAUCUUAUAGGCUAUACGCAAAUUGAUUUGGAGGAUCGCUGGCGUAGCAAACAUCGCGCUACAGUGGGCAUACCACAGAGUAUACGAGGUGGGACAAAUCUUUGCUAUAUAGAGCCGCCUUCGGUGCUAUUGACGCAGCUUUGUCAGCAGCAGAAUAUACCGCCGCCUUAUAUAUAUGGCAAUAUUAUAGAAGUGGAUGGCAUGAUCUUUGCUGAUGAAACGGUUAUAUCAAAAUCUGAAGAUCUACAAGAGCGUCUGAGUCUAACAGCUUUAAAGCAUUUGAAUAAGCUACCCAGCUUUGGCUAUAAACUGGUGCCGGAGCAUGUGGAAACGCGUUCACUCUACAGCGACGGCUAUCUAGGCGUAGUGCAGGGCAAACUGCAGCUGUGGUUGGAGCUAUACGAGGCGAGCAUGUUUAUACCUCCACCCAUCGAUAUAACGCCCAUGCCGCCCAUUGCCUAUGAGGUGCGUGUUGUGGUCAAAAAUCUAAGCGGCAUACAAUUUGGUGAUGUAAAUAUUUUUGGCAAAUUAAUGAGCGACGUCUAUGUGAUUGGCUGGUGCCAGGAUGCGCACAAGUACCAAUCGACGGAUAUACAUUACCGCUCAUUUGCAGGCCAGGCGGCUUUUAAUUGGCGCAUGAUAUUCGAACUUAACUAUGCACCCAAUGAGGACAUGAUGGUUAUCAGGCGCAAGGGCGGACUGCAUGAGGAGAUUGAAAUCAAGCGACCGCCUAUAAUAUAUCUACAAGUCUGGGAUAAGGACAUGGUUACGCGCGAUGAGCACCUAGCUGCUAUUGACUUGAAUCUAUCGAAUCUUCCAGUGCCUUACUCUGCCGCACAGCUCUGUCCAUUGCUGCCGUCCAAACGCAAGCGUCUGAAUCUAUUUACACGCCAAAGCAUUAGCGGCUGGUUUCCACUGCAAGCCGCACCCAAUCCUUUGCAUAAGGAGCAACACACAAAUGGCAAAAUCGAACUACAUCUGGAGAUUUGCACUGAGACAGAGGCUGCCAAUAUGCCCGCGGGCUUGGGUCGAAAGCCACCAAUGGCUUUGGAGAAACCCUAUCGUGCGGAGACGGCCUUCAAUCCACUCACACAUCCCUUGAAGUCCUGUAAGCAUAUACUCUGGCCAGCUAUACGCAAAUAUGUUCUACUGGGCCUGCUAUUCUUACUAUUCGCUCUGGGCAUGGUUCUAUUCUUUGCCAAUCUGCCAAACAAACUUAUGACUAUACCGCUUGAGUGAUUCGUUCUAUAAUAUUUUAUAUUCUAUUGCGCAUUGCUGUUUUAAACUCUGUAUCUUUAUAAAUAUGUGCCGCACUUGAGUGACAUUUGUUAUUAAUUAAAU
Molecule: messenger RNA, 4869 nt
Organism: Drosophila busckii
Lineage: Eukaryota; Metazoa; Arthropoda; Insecta; Diptera; Drosophilidae
Gene: mfr
Product: otoferlin
Exons: 14
Coding region: 1-4767 (1588 amino acids)
Biological process (GO): plasma membrane organization
Source: RefSeq, a predicted model, not a curated record